AUGCUUUCCAAACUUGUGCACAAAUUACGAUCUCAGCAAUUGCUUGUGACGGCAGAGGGCAUCAGCAGGUCCAUCGAUUUUUCCAACCCGGCCCAGUGGUAUCCCGAGACCCGGAAAAUGAAGCGAAAAAUUGUUAUGCACGUCGGCCCCACCAACUCCGGCAAGACGUACCAGCUGUUGAAGAAGCUUGAAAAAUGUCUGUCUGGGUACUACGCGGGCCCACUUCGACUCCUCGCGCGGGAAAUCUACGAGAACUUUAACGGCAGAGGCAUAAACUGUAACCUCGUCACGGGUGAGGAGGUGGUGGCCCGCGUCGAUGAUGACGGUAAGAUCAGCCAGAUCACCAGUGGUACCAUUGAAAUGGUGCCGCUUUUUAAGAAAAUGGAUCUCUGUAUCAUUGACGAAAUCCAAAUGCUCGCAGACGAUAUGAGAGGUGAGGCGUGGACCAGUGCCUUACUCGGUGUCCAGGCCAAAGAAGUCCAUGUAUGUGGAGAGGAACGUAGUGUCGACUUGGUACGACGUAUCGCCACUCUCACAGGCGACGAGAUCGAGAUCAAUCGGUAUGAGCGUCUUGGAAAGCUUGAGGUAGCAUCGCAGCCAGUGCGCGGAUUGGAGAGGCUCAAGCCGGGAGACUGUGUGAUUGCGUUCUCGAAACGGAAGAUAUUGCAGCUCAAAGUGGCAAUUGAAAAAUCCACCAAGCUCAAGGUGGCAGUCAUCUACGGGGCACUUCCUCCUGAAAUUCGAAGCGAGCAGGCCCAUGGGUUUAAUUCUGGUAAGUUUGACGUGCUUGUAGCAAGUGAUGCGGUGGGAAUGGGACUCAAUUUGGCGAUCAAGCGCAUUGUAUUUUCCACCACCCAGAAGUUCAACGGGACAUCGGUAGCCCUGCUUACCCAGUCAGCGGUGCGCCAGAUCGGUGGCCGUGCCGGCAGGUUCAGCCAUGAUAAGUCCAAGCUGGGCGGAGUAAUCACCGCCAUGAACAAGAAAGAUCUCGCGUAUAUCAAGAAACACAUGGAUGGGCCCGUCGAGGACAUUCCCAAGGCAUGUGUGUGGCCCACCAACGAGGUAUGGACAAGCUACAUCUCCAAAUUCCACCCCAAUACGCUGAUGGAGUCGAUUUUGAAGGAUAUCGACAAUGGCCCUAUCAACUCCGACAACUUCUUCCUCACAAACAUCGAGUCGAGGAUGGGCAUAAUGGAGCUCCUACUGGCCGAUGGAAUCAUGCAGCAGUUGUCGAUAGAAGACCAGUUGAAGCUUAGCAUCGCUCCCGUCAAUUUGAACAUCAAUUCGCCCUUGGUGCUAGGAACUUUGAUCAAGUAUAUUCGGAAUCUCGUGGAGACAAAGAGCAUGUCGAUUCUCACGGUUGACUUCUUGCCACUUGAGAUUCUUCGUCUGAAGCCGCUUCGGCUUUCCCCCGUGGCUGAGAGUUUACAGGUGUUGACGGUGCUCGAAGACACACAUAAAUUGGUGCUACUUUUCAUGUGGUUGGCUCAACGGUGGCCAUACUUGUUUGUGGAUGUCGAGAGUGCCCACGACUGGAAGCUGUUGAUUGAAAAGCGUAUUGGGGAGGAGUUGAGUAAUAUGAGAGAGUCCAAGCGGAUGAAGAGGUGAUGGUUUCCCCAGAGUGUCCCCCACGCGAGAUAGAGAGACGCGACCCCCACUGUAAAUAGACCUGUAAAUAAACUGCAUCGCACGUCCCCCCCCCACG
Molecule: messenger RNA, 1705 nt
Organism: Yamadazyma tenuis ATCC 10573
Lineage: Eukaryota; Fungi; Ascomycota; Pichiomycetes; Serinales; Debaryomycetaceae
Gene: SUV3
Product: ATP-dependent RNA helicase
Biological process (GO): RNA catabolic process; mitochondrial RNA 3'-end processing
Cellular component (GO): mitochondrial degradosome
Molecular function (GO): RNA helicase activity; hydrolase activity, acting on acid anhydrides; ATP binding
Source: RefSeq, a predicted model, not a curated record